Molecule: messenger RNA, 1394 nt
Organism: Entelurus aequoreus (snake pipefish)
Lineage: Eukaryota; Metazoa; Chordata; Actinopteri; Syngnathiformes; Syngnathidae
Exons: 1
Coding region: 178-723 (181 amino acids)
Biological process (GO): protein dephosphorylation
Molecular function (GO): protein tyrosine/serine/threonine phosphatase activity
Source: RefSeq, a predicted model, not a curated record
CGUACAGUUGGCGAUAUUUAGAAACCCUAGGCUUUCUAAACUCGCGUCCAGCUGGGGGCAACGGCGUGACAGUGUAAACAUUUGGCCUCUCUCGGCUGCCUUACAACCGGAAGUAUCUGCGUCACUUCCGCCGGUGACUUGUUUACCUUCUUUUUUGUUGCGUAUCAAGAGGCUGUAAUGCCUAAUAACGGACGUCUCUCUGGCCUGUGUCGCGUUACCGAACACCUUUACGUGAGUAACGGCAGGGCGGCCGGUCUCGUUUCCCUGCUGAGAGCGAACAACAUAACGUGCGUCGUCAACGUCGCUGAGACCAAGAGGAGCGGCAGCAGCCACCUACCUAACGGCGUGGAGUACAUCCACAUCCCGCUGGCCGACUCUCCGUCCACACCCCUCGCUGAUCAUUUCGACGGCGUGGGGGAGACAAUACAGCGGGUAGCGCGCGUUGGCGGCCGGACGCUGGUGCACUGCAAUGCCGGGGUGAGCCGCUCGGCUGCGCUGUGCAUUGCCUUUCUCGUCAAGCACCACAGUGUCACCCUGCUGGAGGCCCACGCCUGGGUCAAGACCUGCCGGCCCAUGGUGAGGCCGAACAACGGCUUCUGGAAGCAGUUGAUCCAGUAUGAGAAGGAGCUUCGCGGGUGCGCAUCUGUCCGGAUGGUGUCCUCGUCCAUGGGAGAGAUACCUGACAUUUAUGAAGAGGAGGCCAGAAAUAUGAUGCCAUUCUGACUCAAGUGUGAGGGAUCUACUGAGGAUCCUAACUUGGAUAUGAUGAACGCCUUGUUAUCUGCACUAAUUGUACAAAUAAAUAUGCCAGAUUCCGAUCUAACAAAGGUCUUAACUCAUUCUCUUUCUAUGCCACAUCAAUAUGAAAUGCACUCUCAACAGGUGUAAAAGAAAGGGCAUCUCUAUCCUCCUUCAAAACCGCACUCAGAGAACACCUCCAGGCAACUUCAACCCUAAACUAACACCCUCCCUUCCACAUCCCACCUCCCCGGAUUGUAAAUAAUCAAAUGUAGAUACUUAUUCUUAUGCUUUCUGAUCUCUCUCUCUCUCUAUGUCCACUACUUGCUGUACAUAUCCUACCAAGUCAGUCCUACAGUGUCCAAUGUCCAUUUCUCUGAUGAUACAAUUGUUGAUGACUGAAGUGUUGAUAUCAACCAAACCUAACCCCCCUCCACAUCCCACACCCUGGAUUGUAAAUAAUUCAAUGUAUAUACUCUGAUGAUUAUCUUGUGUGAUGACUAUAUUAUGAUAAUAGUACAUAUUUGUACCAGGAAUUGAUUACGUGGACCCCGACUUAAACAAGUUGAAAAACUUAUUCGGGUGUUACCAUUUAGUGGUCAAUUGUACGGAAUAUGUACUGAACUGUGCAAUCUACUAAUAAAAGUUUCAAUCAU